Fusarium poae is the source of this 207-nucleotide messenger RNA. RefSeq lists its product as uncharacterized. The record is from RefSeq and is a predicted model, not a curated record. Bases 1 to 207 code for a protein of 68 amino acids. The transcript has 2 exons. NCBI's taxonomy places the organism in Eukaryota, Fungi, Ascomycota, Sordariomycetes, Hypocreales, Nectriaceae.
AUGAAGCCCAACCAGAACCUCCCGGGGAAAGGUGUUGUUUUCGAAGAAUUUAGCUUCGAUGACGCCUUCACGUUUGGUCUGGAUAUCGAAGCUAAGAUCCCUGACAAGAAGAGCCCUGGUCUUCUCCUCAAGGAGAUCGCUGAGGGAGUGAAGAAGGCCAUCGCAAAGGUCGGCGUGAAAUACCGCGACAAGAAAAAGACUAGAUGA